Acipenser ruthenus (sterlet) is the source of this 6320-nucleotide messenger RNA. RefSeq names its product multidrug resistance-associated protein 1-like. The record is from RefSeq and is a predicted model, not a curated record. Gene Ontology annotation, cellular component: membrane. The transcript has 31 exons. Bases 234 to 4766 code for a protein of 1510 amino acids. Gene Ontology annotation, molecular function: ATP binding; ATP hydrolysis activity; ABC-type transporter activity. Lineage: Eukaryota; Metazoa; Chordata; Actinopteri; Acipenseriformes; Acipenseridae. Gene Ontology annotation, biological process: transmembrane transport.
CUGUCCACCCACCCUGUGGGGUCAUACUAACUGGCAGGACGGGACAGGUCCCUAUCAUAAACAGGACAGGGUCAGGGAGACAUGCUCAGAGAGACCUGGGAUUUCAGAGCAGCUACACAGUGCAGAGGAGCUGAAGAAGAAGAAGGAGUAGAAGAGACUUGCGCUGACGCACUUGAUUGACUGACUGACUGAAGAGGAUUUAUUUGUUAAAGUGAACAGCAGAGGAGAGAGGGAUGGAUUCUUUCUGCAGUCUCAGUGGUCUAGACCCGCUAUGGGAUUGGAACCGGACAUGGUACACUCCCAACCCAGAACUGACCCAGUGUUUCCAGAACACAGUGCUGGUGUGGGUCCCCUGCAUCUACCUCUGGGUGUGCGCACCUUUCUAUUUCCUGUACCUCUACUGCCAUGACCGUGGGCACAUCCACUUGUCCUGCCUUUGUUGCACCAAAGUGGUCCUCGGUUUUCUCCUGGCCUCGUUUGGAUUCGUGGAGUUUUUCUACAUUCUGUUGGAGAGACAGAGUGAGAUCCAGCAGCACCUGGUGUUCCUGGUCAGCCCUGUGAUUAGAAGCCUCUCUGUGGUGCUGGCGGUUCUGCUGAUCCAGUACGAGCGGACCCAGGGCUGCCGAUCCUCUAUCUUCCUGUUCAUCUACUGGCUGCUGGCCGUCAUCUGUGCGCUGGUGCCCUUGAGGGCAAAGAUCCAACUUGCAGUCGAGGAGGGUUUCUCGUCGGACGCUGUGCGUUAUGCUGCAUUUUUCUCCCACUUUGCCCUGCAGCUGGCUGAACUGGUGUUGUCCUGUUUCGCUGACCACCCCCCCUUUUCUACAGUGCCCGUCAAAGAGACAAACCCUUGUCCAGACCAGGACGCCUCCUUCCUCUCCAAGAUACUCUUCUGGUGGUUCACUGGGCUGGUGGUAAAAGGCUACAAGAAACCACUGAAGGCUGAAGACCUGUGGUCUCUGAGGAAGGAUGACACAUCUGAGAAGAUCAUCUCUGACCUGAAGCAGGAGUGGUCCGUGGAAUGUGCCAAGCUACAACAAAAAACAGACUCCCUGUCCCCCACUGCCACACUGGGCUCCAGGAUGCCCGACCAGGCCCAGCUGCUCAGGAAGCUCCAGAAGGAGCAGAGUUCCGGUUUCUGCCUCCUGAGGGCGCUAGCGAGGGUGUUUGGCCCCUACUUCCUGUCAGGGACCCUGUGUCUGGUGGUGCACGAUGUCUUCAUGUUUUCCAUCCCACAGGUACUCAGCUUGCUGCUGGCGUUUAUGAGUGAUGCCAACGCCCCCCUAUGGAAGGGGUAUUUCUACGCAGCCUUGAUGUUCCUGGUGUCCUGCAUGCAGUCGCUCUUCAAUCACCAGUACAUGUACUCCUGCUUCACCGUGGGCAUGAGAGUCAAAACUGCCGUCAUGGGCCUUGUUUAUAGAAAGUCCCUGGUGAUCACCAACGCUGCCCGCAGGACCUGCACGGUUGGAGAGAUUGUGAACCUGGUCUCUGCCGACACUCAGAAGCUCAUGGACUUUGUGGUUUACUUUAACGCGGUGUGGCUGGCGCCCAUCGAGAUUACCCUGUGUCUGUUCUUCCUCUGGCAGCAUUUAGGGCCAUCUGCCUUGGCUGGCAUUGCCACCAUCAUCCUGAUCUUCCCACUGAAUGGUGUUAUUGCCAAGCAGAGGAGCAAACUACAGGAGGUGCAGAUGAAGCACACAGAUGGCCGAAUCAAGCUGAUGAACGAGAUUCUAAACGGGAUUAAGAUCCUGAAGUUCUACGCCUGGGAAAAAGCCUUCAUGGAGCGCGUGCUGGGCUACAGGGCCAAGGAGCUAAAGGCACUGAAGAAAUCCCAGAUCCUGUACUCAAUCUCCAUCGCCUCAUUCAACUCCUCCACCUUCCUGAUUGCGUUCGUCAUGUUCGGGGUGUACGUGUUGAUUGACAAGAGGAACGUCCUGGAUGCGCAGAAGGUGUUUGUCUCCAUGGCGCUCAUUAACAUCCUCAAGACCCCCCUGAGUCUCCUCCCUUUCUCUAUGAGCACCACCAUGCAGGCCGUUGUCUCACUGAAACGUUUGGGCAAAUUCCUUUGCCAAGAAGAACUGAAAUCGGACAAUGUGGACAGGACGCCAUCCCAUCCUGCAGGCAGCAGUGUACUAGUGGAGAACGGUAUUUUCAGCUGGUCAAGAGACGGAGCUCCAUGUCUAAAGAAGAUCAAUGUGAGUGUGGCGCGUGGCUCUCUGGUGGCGGUGGUCGGACAUGUUGGCAGUGGGAAAUCCUCACUGCUCUCUGCUCUGCUGGGGGAGAUGGAGAAGAAAAACGGACGCGUCUCACUCCAGGGCUCAGUGGCCUAUGUGCCCCAGCAGGCGUGGAUCCAGAAUGCCACCCUGCGAGACAACAUUGUGUUUGGGCGGGAGAGGAAGGAGAGCUGGUACCAGCGAGUGGUGGAGGCCUGCGCGCUCAUGCCUGACCUGGAGAUCCUGCCUGCGGGGGAUGAGACUGAGAUCGGGGAGAAGGGUUUGAAUCUCUCCGGCGGUCAGAAGCAGCGGGUCAGCCUGGCCCGUGCUGUCUACAGGAAGGCUGAUGUGUACCUGCUGGAUGACCCUCUGUCUGCGGUGGACGCCCACGUGGGUCAGCACAUCUUCGAGAAAGUCAUCGGACCCAAAGGGGUGCUGCGGGACAGGACCCGGGUGCUGGUGACCCAUGGGCUGAGCUACCUGCCGCAGGUGGACCUGAUCCUGGUGCUGGUGGACGGGGAGAUCACAGAGAUGGGCUCCUAUCAGGAGCUGCUGAACCGACAAGGCGCCUUCGCUGAGUUUAUCCAUGCCUACGCCAGCACGGAGCGCAAGGAGAGCACCGUUCACAGAGCUACCAGAAAAUCAUCUUCAAGACUCAGUGUGACCGACUACAUGCCUGUCUCCAGAGACCUCUCCCAGGAGCAGCUUGUCAGCGGAGACACAGGCAGCCCCAGUCUCCAGAACGUGGAGCCCAGCUCCGAAACUGACCAGCCUGAGGUUGCAGAGGAUGCUGGGAAACUAACCGAGGCUGACAGAGCCAAGACCGGGAGGGUGAAGCUGGCCAUCUACAUGGAGUACUUCAAGACCAUCGGCUUGGCCCUCAUCCUUCCUAUCAUCUUCCUGUACGUCUUCCAGCAGGCCGCCUCCCUCUCCUACAACUACUGGCUCAGCAUGUGGGCAGAUGACCCUGUCGUCAAUGGGACACAGCUGGACACUGAUUUCAAAUUGGGUGUCUAUGGAGCGCUGGGCUUCGCACAAGGCAUCGCUAUCUUUGGCACCACGGUGGCUAUCUCUGUAGGUGGGAUCAUUGCAUCCCGCCACCUCCACCAGGACCUGCUGCACAACAUGCUGCGCUCGCCCAUGAGCUUCUUCGAGCGCACGCCCAGCGGGAACCUGCUCAAUCGCUUCUCCAAGGAGGUGGACGCAAUCGACUGCAUGAUCCCAGACGGCCUCAAAAUGAUGCUGGGCUACCUGUUCAAGCUGCUGGAGAUCUGCAUCAUCGUGCUCCUGGCCACGCCCAUUGCCGCCAUCAUUAUCCUACCGCUGGGGCUGUUCUAUGGGUUCAUCCAGAGUUUCUAUGUGGCCACCUCUUGUCAGCUGCGGAGACUGGAGUCCGUGAGCAGGUCCCCCAUCUACACCCACUUCAACGAGACAGUCCAAGGGGCGAGCGUCAUCCGCGCCUUCGGGGAGCAGCCUCGCUUCAUCCUGCAGACUAACCAGAGGGUGGACGAGAACCAGAAAUCCUACUUCCCCAGAUUCGUCGCCACCAGAUGGCUGGCUGUGAAUCUGGAAUUCCUGGGAAACGGCAUUGUUCUGUCUGCAGCUAUUUUCUCGGUGAUGGCAAAGGGUACCCUGAGUCCAGGGAUUGUGGGUCUGUCAGUCUCCCACGCCCUGCAGGUGACAGGAAUCUUGAGCUGGAUAGUGAGAUCCUGGACAGAUGUGGAGAACAACAUAGUGUCUGUGGAGAGAGUGAAGGAGUACGCAGACACCCCCAAAGAGGCAGCAUGGACCCUGGAGAAUAGCCCCAUGCCCCCUGCCUGGCCCCAGACUGGCACCAUUGAGCUCCGCGGUUAUGGGCUGCAGUACCGCAAGGGGCUAGAAUGGGCACUGAAGGACAUCUCCAUCGACAUUCAGGAGAGAGAGAAGGUAGGGAUCGUUGGGAGGACCGGAGCUGGAAAAUCAUCUCUUGCUCUGGGAAUCUUCAGAAUCCUGGAAGCCGCCAAAGGGGAGAUCUUCAUAGACGGGAUUAACAUUGCUGAGAUAGGGCUCCACGAGCUGAGGUCCAGAAUCACCAUCAUCCCACAGGACCCUGUGCUGUUCUCGGGCACCCUGCGGAUGAACCUUGACCCCUUCGAUGCGUACUCCGACGAGGAAGUCUGGAACUCUCUGGAACUCGCUCACCUCAAAAACUUUGUGUCGGGGCUCCCAGACAGGCUGAACCACGAGUGCUCGGAGGGAGGGGAGAACCUGAGCUUGGGGCAGCGUCAGCUGGUGUGUCUGGCUCGGGCCCUCCUUCGGAAAACAAAGAUCCUGGUUCUGGACGAGGCGACGGCAGCCGUCGAUCUGGAAACAGACAACCUGAUCCAGUCAACAAUCCGCAGCCAGUUUGAGGAGUGCACCGUCCUGACCAUCGCUCACAGACUCAACACCGUCAUGGACUACACCAGGGUGAUAGUGAUGGACAAGGGGCUGAUUGUGGAAUCAGACUCCCCGUCAAACCUUAUUGGACAGAGAGGUCACUUCUUCAGAAUGUGCCGGGAGGCCAGCCUGGUAUAAUACCCUCAGUUACAGAGUCUUCCACUGGAGGUUCUGGAGGUCACAUAACUCUCCUUUCCCCAGCAACGAGACAAUGAGCUGCAUAACCUGUGGAGGCUUCGGGAACAGUUCCAUCAAAGGCACGUUGAUUUAAUAUUAGUUUGUGAUCCUUUAUUUCAAAUUAUAUGUGUAUGUGUGUGUGUGUGUAUAUAUAUAUAUAUAUAUAUAUAUAUUUUUUUUUUUUUUCUCUCUAAUCAAGUUGUACCAUUUUGUUUACAAAAAAGGGGUGGUGCUUAAAUAGUAAAAUUCAGGGGGGAGUGACUUGACAUAUACAGACAGCUAAAUUCUGUGCCUUGCCAGGAGCACCUCUGCAAUGUGAGGGUUUGUAUUGGUGUACCACAUACUGUAGGCCUCUGUAUACGAGGGGGAGCCGGUAGCUGCUGGGAUCUUGCCAAACAAACAGAUCAAGGGAAGAAACUGAGAAAAACUGAACAUUAGCACAUCUUCAAACAUAUUUUUCACCUUUUAUAAAUAUCCUUUUGUAUAGGUAUAUAAAACUAGGUGUUAUAUUUAUACUUCUGUCUUAUUUAAUUCAUGCUUUUUUUGACAAUAUGAUUAUAAAGUUUGUACAAUUUUGUAUUUUUUUGAAGGAAAUUAUUUAAAAAAAAAAAAAAAAAAAAGAAGUGAUCCCACGAGUGGUCCUUUCACACCAGGCUGUCAGUCCAAACCUCUACUGUAAUACAAUGAGUGAUGUCUGGACAGCAAAUCACAGUUAGGCUGCAUUGUCUUUGGCUUUCAACUUGAUAGCUUGUUAUUUUUUCCAGCCCUCCAUUAGUUCUUUUUUUAAUGAUAGUUACAAUUGCUUUUUGUUUUCUUUGGAAGCUUAGUAUGUCGUACAUGUCAUUUGGAUUUACAAUUGAGUACUGUGUGUCUCUUGAUGUUAAACAUGUACUGUAUGUGUACUAUAUUUAAAAGCAGACAUGGAUGUCAAACUAUCAUGCGUUUGAACUCUCUGAAAUAUAUUCAUCUCCCUCAACAGCAUGACAUCAAAUGUAUUUCAAAUGAUCAUGCAGCUCACUGUAAUUGUAAAUUGAAGGUUUAUAUAAAACUGGUUUGGAUGAAUUAUACCUCGUUUCCAUGUGCAUGGAUUGACCGCAAGUCCGAGCUGACCCCUAUUGACAGUCUACCUGAGCUGAGUGAUGAGACUUUGUUUCCAGGCAAUGCGAGUUUCACAGAUGUUGGCGGUUAUUUCCCAGCAAGCCUUGCGGUUAUGGUCACAUUAAUUUACAAAACCGAAGGAUGGAUACUAUUGCUUUGCUUCCAAUAAUCCUAACAAUUCUUUGCAGCUUUUUGUUGCCAAAAACCAAAAAAACACACACAACGAUACGAGAAUAUUGAAGCCUGGAGAAACCGGCUCACCCCGGAUGUGGAUUAAAAGUUUACGCCCACUCGGCACUUGAUUGGUCAGUGCUGUGACUUACUUCCACCCAUCCUGCUUUAACCCGCUUUGGGAAAGGGUCUGACAAAAAAUGGGGCAGCUUGGACUGGCAGUCAGUGCAGGUUGGGUAAAUUAAC